CAUAGACUGUGGGCGCACACAAAUCCAAUCCUCCAAUUACCCACCAAAAUUUCUCUCCCACUUUCUUCGAUGGCUAAUUUUCCCAAACCCCACUUACUAUAUAUUCAUUUUCCUUUCAAUUCCACCAGCCGUGUUUCAGAAUCGCCUUGUUGUUUUGAUUCUUUUGUAGCCUCUACAUUCCGUCAAUGGCAGUAUCUAAAGGGAAAUACAUCAAGUUACAGGGUAAGAAAUGGUCCACAUUCCAGCUUUCGAAGAUGAUCAUGGCCCUCGUUUUGGCACUUGGGUUUUUCAUGCUUAUUGCUCUUCGGUUCUUCUCUCCUCCUGAAACUUCUCACCACCGUCUCCCUUCCGUCCGGCGUACAGCAUUUCAAAGUGAUGGGUUGGGGAAGAGAGGGGAUCAGUGGGUUGAGUUCAUUUCUUGGGAGCCUAGAGCUUUUGUUUAUCAUAAUUUCUUGUCCAAGGAAGAAUGCUUGUACUUGAUUAGUCUUGCAAAACCUCACAUGGAGAAAUCAACUGUGGUUGAUAGCAAAACUGGCAAGAGUGUGGAUAGCAGGGUGCGAACCAGUUCUGGGAUGUUUCUGAAUAGAGGGCAGGACAAAAUCAUCAGUAACAUAGAGAAAAGAAUAGCAGAUUUUACAUUCAUUCCUAUAGAGCAUGGAGAAGGACUUCAAAUUCUCCAUUAUGAAGUUGGGCAGAAGUAUGAUGCUCAUUAUGAUUACUUUGUUGAUGAGUACAACAUCAAAAAAGGAGGCCAAAGAAUGGCCACCCUCCUCAUGUAUUUGUCGGAUGUUGAAGAGGGGGGCGAGACGGUGUUCCCGGCUGCGAAAGGAAACUUUAGCUCUGUACCAUGGUGGAAUGAACUGUCUGAAUGUGGUAAAGGUGGACUCUCUGUCAAACCAAAAAUGGGAGAUGCUUUACUGUUCUGGAGCAUGAAGCCCGAUGCUACCUUAGACCCUACAAGUUUACAUGGUGCCUGUCCUGUCAUUAGAGGGAACAAAUGGUCAUGUACAAAGUGGAUGCAUGUUAAUAAAUAUAUUUAACCCUGAGGAUGUAAUGAAAACACACUUUGUUGGGGAAGAAGCAAUUGGAAGACGACAGAUGAUUUUCUUUUUCAAUAUUAUAUUUUUUUAGCUUAAUUUGUUAUCUACCCUCUCAAAUUUUAUAUAUUUAGUUGUUAAUAUAAUAUAGAAAAAAUUCAUUUUUUUAAAAGCACAAUUUUUUUUUUUAAAGUUUAAAUUUUACAUGUACCUUUUUUUUUCUUUAUAACAUUUUCCAUUUUCGAU
This is a messenger RNA of Cucumis melo (muskmelon), 1283 nucleotides long. Its product is annotated as probable prolyl 4-hydroxylase 3. The transcript is spliced from 8 exons. NCBI's taxonomy places the organism in Eukaryota, Viridiplantae, Streptophyta, Magnoliopsida, Cucurbitales, Cucurbitaceae. The coding region runs from base 186 to 1040 and encodes 284 amino acids. The record is from RefSeq and is a predicted model, not a curated record. Gene Ontology annotation, biological process: peptidyl-proline hydroxylation to 4-hydroxy-L-proline. Gene Ontology annotation, cellular component: endoplasmic reticulum. Gene Ontology annotation, molecular function: L-ascorbic acid binding; procollagen-proline 4-dioxygenase activity; iron ion binding.